Giardia duodenalis is the source of this 2772-nucleotide messenger RNA. RefSeq lists its product as uncharacterized. The record is from RefSeq and is a predicted model, not a curated record. Lineage: Eukaryota; Fornicata; Diplomonadida; Hexamitidae. Bases 1 to 2772 code for a protein of 923 amino acids. The transcript has a single exon.
AUGGAUUUUGGAGCCGCUGGGGCCUUGGACGAUGUGCAAAGUCAGGAGGGGUUCCUCCAUAUUAACCAGAUGGCCGACAUGCUCUACAAUUGCAUUAAGAAGCAGUUGAAUGUUGCAGACGACGACACAGUUAACGUCGCAGAUGUCAGCUCCUUGGUCAAUCUUCCGUUUGACGCACUCAAGGAUUACGUAGAUGACACUGGGAGAAUAAGCAUCAAUGGGAUUGUCAAUUGUGCCGUCAGCCAGCUGGCCCAGAACAACGUAAGGUCCAUCCGCACAGAAACCCAGGAUACUCAGGCUAGACAGCAAGGCUCGACACUCAGGAGGCUCACCGGGGAAUUAAAGGCAAUUACGCGGCGUCGGAGUGAGAUUCUUGGUGCGCAGCCUUCCAACUCCUUCGAUCCCGCCCCCUCUAUUGCAAGCCUUUUGGGGUCGAACACACAUGUAUUCAGUAGUAUUGCUGGCUCUACCCAUCCCCAGGGCUUUAACAUAGCUACCUUCAAUGAGCUUAAGACAAAGAACUCAGAUCUGUCUACACAGUUAAGCAAGGCAGAUAAACAGAUAGGAGAGCUCAAGAAGCUUGUCUUAGAUAAGGACUACGAAAUAGCCCAGCUCAAUGAGCGGAUCAAGGGCCUGAUGACUGAUGCUGCCAGUGUCGUCUCUCUGCCGCAGCGGACUCCAUCCAUCUCAUCCGCAGAGCUUCAGUCACUCCAGGCCACCCUUCAUGAACCCCUCAUUGUUCUCAGAGGGAUGCUUCAAGACCUCCACACAGCCAUUGUACCUGCUCCGUUGUCUGGGCCGGCCGAUAACUUUGUCUCUGACGAAACAGGUCUGGUAGAUAUGAACGUAGGAGAUAGACGAUCGAAUGCGACGCUCAAGGAGCGUGUGGCUAAGAUUCUGACUGCAACAGAGCGUAUUUUGGAGGGACAAAAUACGGCAUUCAAGCAGCUGGAGGAAAAAGAUGCCAGUAUCCUUAAAGUCUUGACCUCCAGCUUCGAGUCUGUACAGUCACAUCUUUCUUCUACUCAGGAUGUCGUUAUCACCACAUUAGAGAAGAGGGUGGGAUCCAUCAAUGCCAAGUUAGCAGAUACCGUUAAAGACUACAUUGAGCAUCUUUUUGCAUCUAUACCUAUACCUUCCACAUGUGGCCAACAGGCAAGUAGCUCCGAUGGCCUGGAAAAGCAAGUCUUCGAUACCGUUUUUUCCGAAAGUCGUGUGCAAUCGAGGAUAGAGCUUAAGGAGGUGAUAAGGGAUAUCAUGGCUGCCAGUUCUGAGUCUCUCAUAGCUAAGCUGGACGAAAUUAAGAGGGAAGUGGUAAAGGUAGAGAGGACCGAUUCCGAAAGCACAGUGGGCGACAGACUGAUGCCUACCGAUCUAGCUAGCGUCAUUGCAGCACAAACAAGUGAGCUGUCCCUUAUCUUGUCCGAUGUACAAGGUAAGGUCAUUGAAGGUGUAUCAACACACAUAGAGCAGCGUCUUUCUCAGCUUCAGCUUGAGCUGGCACGUAAUAUGCACAACCUGAAGGAGCUCCUCACCCAAAACCUAGAGGCCUUUGUCCACCCGGCGAACCUGUCCGGGAAGCCCUCUGCCUCACAUUCAUCGAUGGACUCCAUGAUACAGCACUGGGACGCGUCUCUUGUUGAAGGAAUUGCUCAAGAAGUUGCUUUAAAGAUUCAAGCACGACUAGAUCAGUACCGUGAUGCGGUGCUUUCUCAGAUACCGCGAGAGCAAACUACUCUGUAUGAUCAACAGCCAGGCUUGGUCUCAGGCGUGUUGCAAGCAUUUGUCGACUCUGUUUUUCCUGACCUCAAAGAGGGGUUUCAGGAGCUUAUAACAAAGCAGUUUACAAUCCACAUGGAGACCUUUGCAGAAGAGCAGUUGCGUUUUGCAGAGGCGCUCUGCUGUGACUUCAAGAGCAUCCUUCUGGACGACCCUCACAGAAACCACUCCCAGCAAAUGCCGAUUUCUGAGGCCACUCGGUUGGAGAAUAUGCUUCCUCUGCGCGCUAGCCCCACAGUACUGACGGAGGAGGACAAUCCAGGUUGCUCUCCGCAAGAGAUAGUACAAGGAGUGUCCAAGUUGCUGGAGAAGAAGGCCCCUGUAAUCUCUGGUAUUAUUACAAAAGCAUCAAAGAGGUCGCUGGCAGCUGCUAGCAGACGGGACUCCGGACGUCUUGAGGAAAGUGCUCUGAUCGUGUUCAACGAUGAAAACGACAACGUAAUUGAUGCAUUGGUCAAGGAAAAGGAUUUGCUCAACAUAUGUCCCGGGCUAGCUAAUGAAGAAACAGGCCUGCAAGGCAAACCUCUAACGGAGAUAUCGUUAGCUAUAGAUCAAAUCUGUACACAGCCGGCCCAGAGCAAUGUCCCAGAGUCCUUCCACACUCUCAGAUUUCCACCGCACUCGUUCCAGACCCUGCAGCAUUAUCUUCCGGAGACCAACACCAAGCUCGAUCUCAUUGAAGAUCAUAUUCUGCGACAGUUUGCAGACGUAAGAAGCUCCAUCGAUGGGCUGACCAAAUCUAUCAACACCUCAACCUAUAUAACAUCUAGCGAGGCCGCAAGGAUGCGGCAAGAAUACCGCGACGUCGCCAUGACUAUAGAUGAUAUAAACGACGGGCUUGCAGCGGUUAUAGAGUCGGAGUCUGCUAGGACGCUCUCGAAUUUACGUCACAUUGUCUGGGCCGACUAUAUUACCGUAACUGCUGUCUUGGCCCUCACGCUGGUCAUAUUUUUCAACCUGAUUGUGGUUCUUGCAACACAUAACUGCACAUAG